This is a messenger RNA of Durusdinium trenchii, 849 nucleotides long. Lineage: Eukaryota; Dinophyceae; Suessiales; Symbiodiniaceae. The record is from the annotation of a GenBank genome assembly.
AUGAUCUAUCAUGAAGGUAUUUUGGCUGUUGCCAAGCUGCUGAACGUUGAGCUGACCACAUCGUUGCAGGACACGCGGACUUUGAGAACGCAGCUUCGUGAUAUGUUUCGAAGUGCUCAAUGGACUUGUCGUUUCACAUUCCGUGGCAAUGAAUACCAAGAAGUGCUGGAACUUGAUCUUCGGCAUCUGGAACCUUGUUUGGUCACAACACGUGAAGCAGUUGCCGCAACCUCACCGGAGCUGUUGCAACGCCCAGUGACACAUGGGCGUAUCGAUUGCACCGCAAUGCGGGCUUUGGUUGCCUUCAACGAGGUCGACUUGGCAGAUGAUGAAGCUUUGCAGCAGGACCCAAACACGACCUCGGCCAUUCGUGUCAAGAGGUCUGUGGAUUGCCUGUUGUCGCAGCACGCUUCGGACAUGCCUUUUCGGGCCAAGCUCCGUUGCGCUGGCCCUUCUUCGGCCGUGAACUGGAUGCUCCGAGGAUCCGCAGGUCAAGUCUUCCAAGUUGUCCUUGGCCAGACCGACAGUUUUGGAGAAUACUCGGUUUUGUGGCAUGUGCCGGUCGCGCAAGAACGAGUUCCUGAAGUGACAGCUUUCUGGGAAUUUCUCAGCGCCACUGAAUCCAAAGAUGCAGGCUUUCAGUUUGACAAGGAUUGGGAGAGGCCGUUGAAGCGCCUACGAGGUCUGCGUGACGGGAUGCCCGAGCAGGAACGUCACAGCGAUGCCUGGCACAGCGGCGAUGCCGACCUGUUGGUCAAGCAGACGACGGUAGUGAUUCCAUGGAGACUGGAUCUCUCGCUUCGCAGCCCAGCCUCUCAGGAGAUCUACGGCCUGCUGACCAAAUUGACC